AUGCUCAAGGCACUGAGUGGCCUCUGUCCCCGGAUUCCCGAACCUCGCUGGUAUGGUAUGCAACGGUGCUAUCAAGACCGACAUCCCAUGUCAGUCACAGAGGAGCCUUCAUUGCUACCGAGUCACUGCCACCAGGUCAGUUACUGCCACCAGGUCAGUUACUGCCACCAGGUCAGUUACUGCCACCAGGUCAGUUACUGCCACCAGGUCAGUCUCUGCCGCCAGGUCAGUCUCUGCCACCAGGUCAAUCUCUGCCGCCAGGUCAGUCUUUGCAGCAAGGUCGGCCAUUGCCAUCAGGCCAGUCUCAAUCCUUCAUUGCAGGCCAGUCUCAAUCCCUCAUUGCAGGCCAGUCUACCGGCCAGGACGGUCUUGGAGCCACGCUCAAGUUAG
This is a messenger RNA of Gregarina niphandrodes, 390 nucleotides long. RefSeq lists its product as hypothetical. The transcript has a single exon. NCBI's taxonomy places the organism in Eukaryota, Apicomplexa, Conoidasida, Eugregarinorida, Gregarinidae. Bases 1 to 390 code for a protein of 129 amino acids. The record is from RefSeq and is a predicted model, not a curated record.